AUGACACUCUCUUAUGACGAGAAACCCCGUAUGAAUGAAAAUACAGGUAAAUGGCUCAAAGUUUACCUAAAAUGCUUUAUAAACGCAGUGCUUGACUUCCGUAACGUUUAUCCCCAGGAAUCAUUUGAUUGGACGACUUAUCAGGCGUUUAAUUUGCCUCGACAUAUACCUAUAAAUCGACAUCCGCAGGUUUCCCAGUACAUUGAGACGUUGAUAGAAGAUCUUCUCAGUAAAUUAGGGAACAUUCGCACAUUUAACUUGAAUAUAGUUAGAUGUGACGAUAGGGCCUGUAUUGAGAACUACGCAAUUGAUUUUUCAGAAUUAAGACAUUGGGACACGGAGCUAGUUUCUGAGACAGAGGUCUUUGACGAGCUUCGGUCGAGUUUAAACGGUCUUCUCUCGCAACUGGAGAAACUUCCCAAAAUCAAGCCAGGAACUGUUACUUUCGAGAUCAUUAUAGAGGGACCAGACUUGAAUCUGGGCCGUGAAGCAGGAAGAGUAUUGAACGAGACGGAAAAACGACACUUGGAGCAGAACGUCAACUGGACCAAGACUGGAGAAAAUCAAUUUCAAGGCAAAAUUACUAAUAGUGAAUUAGGUAACGAGAUCCAAGGUUUUGGUCCCAAAGUGAAAUUGACGUCCAUCGCGGGCUGUGAUUCGGGGCCCAUAGUUUUCUAUGUGUACACACAGCGGAUCAUUGCACCAAAGGAUUCUCAACUAUUGGAUAUUUAUGAAAGUUACUCUCAAGAAGAAUUUCAAUUGUCACUUCCAUGA
This is a messenger RNA of Lachancea mirantina, 774 nucleotides long. The record is from the annotation of a GenBank genome assembly. NCBI's taxonomy places the organism in Eukaryota, Fungi, Ascomycota, Saccharomycetes, Saccharomycetales, Saccharomycetaceae.